Messenger RNA from Aspergillus clavatus NRRL 1, 375 nucleotides. Its product is annotated as membrane magnesium transporter family protein. The coding region runs from base 1 to 375 and encodes 124 amino acids. Lineage: Eukaryota; Fungi; Ascomycota; Eurotiomycetes; Eurotiales; Aspergillaceae. The record is from RefSeq and is a predicted model, not a curated record. Gene Ontology annotation, biological process: protein folding in endoplasmic reticulum. The transcript has 3 exons. Gene Ontology annotation, cellular component: EMC complex.
AUGGGCUUCGUAUCACGAAUGCUCACCUUCUUCGGGCUCAUCCUGCUCACACAUGCAGGCUACUCCGCGCACGAACACACCGUCCUCUACAGCAGCGCCCGCCUCGCCUCGCCCACCACCGCCCUCCCGCUCGACAUCACGAUCGAGGCCCUCGUCUCGCUCGCCGUCGUCUGCGCGGGCCUCGUCCUCGGCGCCGAGAAGCUGAAGCCGAUCAGCUGGAGCGAGUGGGCGGGCGAGAUCGAGCGGGAGGGCGGGCGGCGAAAUCCGUAUCUGCGGUUGGAGGAGAGGUAUGGGUUCUGGGACAUCAGGGCGAAGCGAAAGGAGUUUGCGGAUUGGGUUCGGGGGAAUGAUGCGCUGGAGGAGUUGAAGAAGUGA